AUGUGUACAGACAACGAGACUGAAAUAACAGAUAUCCUACUGCUGGGCUUCCAUGAUAUAAACUAUUAUAAAACACCACUUUUUAUUCUGUUUCUAUCAGUUUACAGUGUAAUACUAUGUGGAAAUAUUCUCAUUUUCUGUCUGGUGACAUUUCAUGAAAAUCUCCAGAUCCCCAUGUUUUACUUUCUGAAGCACUUGGGGUUAGCAGAUGUUCUGCUUACAACCAGUAUCAUUCCCAUGAUGUUACACAUCAUACUAAAUGAUGAAAUGGUUUUAACUCUAGUUGGAUGCAUUUGCCAACUUUACAUUUUUGGUCUUUCUGGAUUCAUUCAAUGUUUUCUUCUUGCAGUAAUGUCUUAUGAUAGAUAUCUUGCCAUCUGUUACCCACUGCAUUAUAUUUCAAUAAUGAGCCCUAAUGUUUGCCUUCUGCUUGUUGUAGGGUGUUGGUUAUUAGUAUUUGUUUUUAUAACCACUGAUAUUAUUAUGGUGUUCCAGUUACAGUUCUGUGGUCUUAAUCAGAUUGAUCACUUUUUCUGUGAUUUUGGCCCAGUUGUAGCACUUUCUACUUCAGACACAUCGGUAUUAACAAUGUUUGAUUUUAUCAUUUCAAUCCCGAUGAUGUUUGUUCCAUUUAUAUUCAUCAUUGGAACCUAUGUCUGUAUCUUCAUAACCAUCUUCAGGAUGAAUUCCAUGGUUGGAAGAAGGAAAACAUUCUCCACCUGCAGCUCACACCUAACUGUUGUGUGGACAUAUUAUGGGACUCUGAUCAUAGUUUAUAUGGGACCAUCUGCAGAAUACUCUGUAAAUAUGAAAAAAUUCCUAUCUCUUUUGUACAUUGUAAUUGCUCCUUUUAUGAAUCCCAUCAUAUACAGCUUGAGGAAUAAGGAGAUCAGAGAAACUCUGAGGAAAUAUAUUAAGAUGGCAUAA
This is a messenger RNA of Xenopus laevis (African clawed frog), 927 nucleotides long. RefSeq names its product olfactory receptor 11A1. Lineage: Eukaryota; Metazoa; Chordata; Amphibia; Anura; Pipidae. The record is from RefSeq and is a predicted model, not a curated record. The coding region runs from base 1 to 927 and encodes 308 amino acids. The transcript has a single exon.